GGUGGUGGCCCGCCCGGCAGAGGAGACUGCUGUGCGCACCCGGAUGCGGGCACAGGUGCGGCGCCCAGGGCAGGGCUGGUCUCCCAGGCGACCAGGGCGGCCAGGCAUCCGUCGGGUCUCCCGGCGGGACACCCACAGGCCGGACGGUGCAGAGAGGAGGCGGCGCAGGCAUGGCGCGCUCACUGCGGUCCGUGGUCCUGCUGGCCUUGCUGGCGGGGCUGCCGGCGGCCAGGGACCCCCAGGAACCGGACGUGUUCUGUGGAGCAUGCAGGGCUCUGAUGGACGAAGUGGAGUACGCCGUCACCAAGGCUCGGCAGGAGAAGACCAAGGUGGGCUCCUUCCGAAUAAAUCCUGAUGGGACGCAGGAGAGGAGAAAGGUAGCGGAAAAGAAAUUAUGUCCCCGUGUAUAAUUGCGGGUGCGGGCAAUUACCAGCCAUUUAUCCAAACAGCAGUUGGUCUUAAUCUUCUAACCUUUCUCUUGUUCAGGGUAUCAGCUCUAAAUUGCUUCUGAGUCCUGAGGGACCCAAAGUAAUCUUUAAGCUUGAAAUUGAAGUCUCUCUCCCAGCACCUAAAUUUUGUGUCUUGUCAAGUCGGAAGGCGUUUCCGCACUAUUGUGCAUCAGGAUAAAAAUAGCGCUUCCACGGUUCUUGGGCGAGGCCUGCAGGGGACCCAGAGUGGCUGCGGGGGCUGCCUAGGGACCUCAGAGGCUGAGCGCCUCCCCCCGGCUCUCCACCCCUGCCGCCAAGAUCCGCAGAGGAU
Messenger RNA from Bubalus bubalis (water buffalo), 759 nucleotides. Its product is annotated as protein canopy homolog 1-like. Bases 171 to 410 code for a protein of 79 amino acids. Gene Ontology annotation, cellular component: endoplasmic reticulum. The transcript is spliced from 2 exons. NCBI's taxonomy places the organism in Eukaryota, Metazoa, Chordata, Mammalia, Artiodactyla, Bovidae. The record is from RefSeq and is a predicted model, not a curated record.